This is a messenger RNA of Elaeis guineensis (African oil palm), 1011 nucleotides long. The record is from RefSeq and is a predicted model, not a curated record. NCBI's taxonomy places the organism in Eukaryota, Viridiplantae, Streptophyta, Magnoliopsida, Arecales, Arecaceae.
UAGUACAUUAUGCGAUUUUUUUGGAUAAUAGCAAGUUAUAUUCUCCAUCCUUUAUAGAUUUUAUAUUUUUAAAUUUUUUUUAGAUAUUUUAUUUUAAACAUGAAUUUAAUAAUGGGCUUGACAUUUGUAGGCCGGAGACCCUGUAAACCCUAAACCCUUCGAACUGGUAUUCGCCUUCGAAAUAGAAGUAUUGCAACCUGAAGCUUCUCUUCUCUCCCAUUGCGUCCUCCAAAUCCCACCUCCGCCAUGGCCGAACUAGAAGCCUCUCCAAACCCAAAUCCUAAGCCCAAGAAGCCAACUCUUUGUGAGGAGUGCGGCUCCAAUCCAUGGAAGUACCGCUGCCCGGGUUGCUCCCUCCUCACUUGCAGCCUCCCAUGUGUCAAAUCUCACAAGCAGCACACCAGUUGCACAGGGAAGAGGAAUCGGACCGAGUUUGUCCCCCUCUCCCGGUUCGAUGACGAUCGUCUCUUCUCUGAUUACAAACUUUUGGAGGAAACGAAGAGGGUGACAGAUUCGGCCCAUCGGAUGCUUGCUGAGUUCCGGGAGGGGUUCAGGUUUAACAAGAUGCCGGUGAGGCUCCGUUUGCUUCGGAAUGCGGCCUACCGUCGGAGGAUUCGGCUUAUGAUUCUCCCGCCUGGCAUGUCGAAGAGGGAGAAGAACCAAACGAGAUAUGAUCAGAGGCAAUUUACAGAAAACUUACAGACAUUUGGGUUGUAAAGCCUCUUCCUGUGAUUACCAUAUAAUUAAAAGGCAACCAGAUAAGUUAAGCAUUUAUGGUUACCGUAUUACUUACAGCUUGAAUCUCUUCUCUAUGUUACAUUGGAAAAGUCCCUUCUUUCUUUUUUCUUUAGUUGGUCACCUCUUUCUCAUUCUUAUCUCCAAAACUUGCUUCCCGUAAUCUGCACAGGAUCAAAAAGAUUCGUUUCCUAGAGAUAUAUUUAAACAUCUACAAACUCAUUAAACAUGGCCAAUUUCUUUUUGGAAUUUGGCCGCACUUACUAAUUAAUUGAU